Pseudogymnoascus verrucosus is the source of this 797-nucleotide messenger RNA. It is a transcript of the gene TVP23, whose product is annotated as Golgi apparatus membrane protein tvp23. The coding region runs from base 190 to 768 and encodes 192 amino acids. The transcript has 3 exons. Gene Ontology annotation, cellular component: Golgi membrane. The record is from RefSeq and is a predicted model, not a curated record. Gene Ontology annotation, biological process: protein secretion; vesicle-mediated transport. Lineage: Eukaryota; Fungi; Ascomycota; Leotiomycetes; Thelebolales; Thelebolaceae.
CUUCCGGCGUCAUCAACCAACCAACCAAGCUCUCGCGCGCGCAACGAUUUUUUUGCCAACGACGACGAUACGAUUGCGAUUAAAUACUCGAGUGAAGGAAGAAGAUAGGAAAGUGGGAAGAAGGGGGAUAGAUACGAAAGAAGGAAACGAGGGAAGAAAGAAAGGAAGGAAGGGAGAGCUGCUGAAGCUAUGGAGUCGUCUACACAACCUGGGCAGCUUAGCUGGCGGCUGAGCGCGCAUCCGAUUACGUUGUUGUGGUUUUUGGGGUUUAGGAUAUCCUCCCUCCUAGUCUACCUCUUUGGCCUCCUCUUCACCUCCAACUUCGUCCUAAUCUUCAUAAUCACCAUCCUCCUCCUAGCCGCCGACUUCUACUACCUCAAGAACAUCGCCGGUCGUCGCCUGGUGGGUUUAAGAUGGUGGAACGAAGUCGAUGUGUCGACGGGGGACUCGCAGUGGGUUUUUGAGAGUGCGGAUCCGGCGACUAAGGUUGUGAAUGCGACGGAUAGUAGGUUCUUUUGGUUGGCGAUGUAUGCGCAGCCUUGUUUGUGGGUGGGGUUGGCGAUUUUGGCGGUGGUGAGGUUUGAGUUUAUUUGGUUGACGCUUGUUGUCAUCGCACUCGUCCUCACAAUCACGAAUACCCUCGCCUUCUCGCGCUGUGACAAGUUCAGCCACGCUUCGAAUCUGGCGGGUAGCGCGCUCUACUCAGGUGGAUUGGCGAGGAAUCUUGCUGGUGGGAUGAUGAGCCGUUUCCUGGGGGGGAGAUCGUGAGGGAUGGUUUGAGGGUUGGGAUUUGUGGG